Molecule: messenger RNA, 3759 nt
Organism: Mytilus trossulus (common blue mussel)
Lineage: Eukaryota; Metazoa; Mollusca; Bivalvia; Mytilida; Mytilidae
Product: adipocyte plasma membrane-associated protein-like
Exons: 10
Coding region: 103-1323 (406 amino acids)
Biological process (GO): biosynthetic process
Cellular component (GO): endomembrane system
Molecular function (GO): strictosidine synthase activity; hydrolase activity
Source: RefSeq, a predicted model, not a curated record
AAGUAAUCCUCAGCUUUGUUUUUACAUAGAUAGUUUCCUGAACUACUAAUAACAAGUGAAUAUCUUCCAUAAAUAAGAUUAAUAAGACGUACUUCCUUCAUAAUGGGCAACGUCAGACAAAGAAGACCUAUACACACCCCACAAGAUGAUCAAGUGGAAGAUGAAGACGAAAGGAGGAGCCGCGACUCUGGAUUCUGGACACAUGCAGCCUUUGUUGGAUUGUUAACAGCCCUGAUUCUUACUCCUUUAAUAUUGAUUAUCAUACCAUCACCAAUUGAACCUGUGAGUUACAGUUUUAAGCCAAGACCAGAACUAGUAGGACCACUUGAACCGAACAACCACUUACAGAAAUCAGAACAAAUCUAUGAUGGUCAAGUUUUAGGACCAGAAUCUAUAGUUGUUGAAGGAGAACAUAUUUAUACUGGCACUAUGGAUGGUAAAAUUCUUCAUAUCUACAGAGGACAAGUUCAGGUUCUAGCAAAGUUUGGAAAAGAACCAUGUGGGGGUUUUGAUAAUGAGCCAACUUGUGGUAGACCACUAGGAAUGAGAUUAGAUAAGAAUGGCUACCUCUAUGUUAUAGACACAUACCUGGGAUUGUAUCAGGUCAAUGUUGCUACUGGAGACUUUGUUUUGUUAUGGCCAACCACUGCUGAGAUAAAUGGUAAGGUACCAAAGUUCCUGAAUGAUUUAACAAUAGCUAGUGAUGGCAUGAUAUAUAUGACAGAUUCAAGUACAAAAUGGGACAGACGUCAUAACAGAUAUUGCAUCUUUGAAGGAGAAGCCUCAGGAAGACUAAUAUCAUACAAUCCUAAUACCAAUACCACCAAAGAGCUUGCAUCAGGAUUAGUGUUUGCCAAUGGUGUACAGAUUUCUAGAAAUGAAGAAUAUUUACUGAUCUGUGAAACAACAUGGGCAAGAAUAUUUAAGUACCAUCUGAAGGGACCUAAGAAAGGGACAAUGGAAGUAUUUAUGGACAAUCUUCCAGGAUUGCCAGACAAUAUCAGACUCAGUAGUGGUGGUGGAUAUUGGAUUGGAAUAGCUACAUUGAGGAGUAAAGUCUAUGAAUUCAUGGCCAAUAAACCUUGGUUAAGAAAACUGAUUGCAAAGAUUAUUUCACAAGAAACCAUAAUAAAGUUUGUACCAAAAUAUGGAUUAAUAUUAGAAAUCAAUUCAGAAGGGGAGAUAACUAGAAGCUUACACGACCCUUCAGCAACAAAAGUUCCCAGUGUCAGUGAAGUGGAAGAUAAAGAUGGUGUAUUGUAUUUGGGGAGUUAUUUCUUACCGCACAUGUCAAGGUUAUAUCUAGGGAGGCUGAAAAGUUGAUCUCUGCAAGAUAAUGUUCAGAAUAUCUAGAUAGACUUCAGCGAGUGAAGAAUACUAAGUUGUUGUUACUUAAAUUUACAUUCCUUGAUUCUGCAUUUUGAAUUUUUGAAAUGUAAAUUUGUAUGAUCAGAGAAAUGGUUAAUUUGCUGAGAAAGGAGACAUAUCAAAUGUAAACCUGUAUCCAUAAUGAUAUAGGGUUAUUGUAUAGCAAUAUAAUAUUUGAAAGUAAAAUUUAGUUUAAACUAAGAUUUUGUCAUUGAUGACGUCAUGAAUUUUGAAGAUUCAUUGCACUAGUGCAAUAUUAGAAUUUAUGCAAGCUUACUUUUGGUUACUUUCUGUGGAAAAUAUUAUAUUGCUAUGCAAUAAAUACAAAAUAUUGCAUUUUUAUAUUCAUAUAUAUUUGUUUUGAAACCAUUAUUGCAAUUCCAUUGUUGUCAAAUGAAUAUAAAUGUUUGUAGCAGGUGCUUAGUUUAUUUAUUUAUUCAUAUUUUUAUAAUCGUAGCCGAGUAAACAGAAGAUAUAAAUAUAAUACAAGUUUUAAUUUGUUCCAAUUCUUUAUUUCCAAGUUCUUAUCAAUUUAUUUUUGAAACAUUCAUGGAUAACCCACAAUCAUUUUGUUAAUUUUAAAAAUUAUGCCCACAUGCAUCCUAAUUAGAAUUGAAAUUUAAGGUUCAAAAAGACAUUAAUGAAUUUGUAGGUUUUUUUAAGCGCUUUAAAAAAGCCAUAUCUACAAUAAAUAUCAACUUUAUGAAAACAUUCAAAAUCAGUUUGCAAGGAUUAUUAUGAAUAGUUUAGAUAAAGUAUUGUAGUUUGUGGAAGAAAUGAAAUGUAUUGGUUUGGCUUUAUGUAUAAAGUUAGUGAUGUGGAAAUCUUUGAACAUUAUCAGCUGAUUUAUACUUUUGUUUUUUUUCUUUCUCUCAGAUCUUUAUUGACCAAGUUUCAGUUUGACAUUGAAUUUCAUGUGUCAUUCAAGGCAAGAGAAAGGUGACCAUACCUAAAAAUCAACAAAAACGUUCUAUCAUUUAAAAGUGAUUAGAGAAAGAGAUGCACCUCAUGAAAUGUAAUGUUUCUCCUCUCUUAUAAGUAACUUGAAUAUUAAGUUUCACUAGAUGCAAUGAUAAAAUCUAUGUAAUUUGUAUGUUUGAUUUCAAUGCAAAAAUAAGUAUUUUCUUUAUGUCCUUUAUAAAGCAUUUAUUAAUGAAUUGGGCAUUUCAUUUUAAUUUAUGUUUUUUUUAAUUUACUUUGUUUACUGGAUAUAUAGUGUUCAGAUUGUCUAUUCAAUGUUGUAUCAUGCACUUACUGUCAAUAACAAAUUCCUCUAUAACUGUGCAGGAAGCAAAAAAAAAUCAUUUAUAUUGUAAGUAGAUUUAAAGAGUUAUACCCCUGUACACCACAACGUAAAAUUUGCACAGUCCAUUUAAUUCUGGCCAAAGAACAUAAAACAAAACUAAGUGUAUUUCUUUGUCAAAAUAAGUGUAAAUUAGAAAUACACUAAACAAACUUAAAAGGAUUCAAAUAUGUAACACAUUGCUUAAGGAAAAAAAUAUGUCAAACUCUGAAAAAAAUAUAUGAAUAUUAAGGCAAAGCUUUGUUUUAAAUUUUUCUUUAAUGCGACAGAUUCUGAUAGUCAUUUUAUUAUCUUUGAUCACAAAUGACAGAAUGUUGCUUGUGUCUAAACAAAAAUCAUCAAAUUUUAAGGGAUAUAUCAUAUAAGUAAUUUAUGUAUGUAUCUUUUUAUUUUCAAAUGGGGGAAAUUUAUUUGAUUCUAUCUUAUGGUAAUCCAAAGGUUAAACUUUCCUUUAUAAGGGGAGAUAACUCAAGAAUAUUUUGUUGUAUAAUAUUAUGUACUGAAUUCAAAAAUUUUCUUACCCAACAAGAAAACAAGUAUAAUGUCCCCAUAAUUGCUUUUGUUAUCUGAAAGCUUGUUUUAGAGCUAUCUUUAAAUAUUUGAUGUUUCUAGCAUUUAGUGUACUAGUAAAAGAAUAGUUCUUUUUCCAUGUAUAGACGUUUAUAAUAUAAAAAUUUUGCAGUCUGAACUUAGAAAUAAGCAUGGUGAUCUUUAUCGCAUAUGAUUGAUUUUGGAAUAAAUGCAAAAAAAAUUUGGUUUUGGCAAAGCAUAGAAAAUUCCAUCAUUUUAUUUUUUUAUCCUUUAAUAGUAUCUCAAUGUUUUCCCUGGAUCACUUUACAUAAAAACUAAAAAAUUCUUAAAGUGUACUUUGACCAAUUUAUUUCUAUUUCAUGCAAACACACAUGGUGUAAAAGUUUUAAAUUGUAAAUGUAUAGGCAAAAAAUCAGGAUGAAAUACACAAAAACACAGACAAAGUGGUAGACCUGGAAAAAAUAAAAAGGGCAUUAAUCAUAUCUUUUCACUUAUUUUGUGGUACCUAAGUGUUCAUCAAUAGAAAGACUUUGAUUAUAUAUAGUUUCAGUGUUCAA